GUUGGGCGGCCGGUGGCGGUUCCGGCGGCGGCGGCGGCGGUGAGGACGGACGGAGGGACGCCCGGACGGACGGCUGGAGUCGGAGCCCAGACCCAGACCCAGACCGAGAUCUAGAAGUCGUCGGGGGUCCGAAAGUAACGCGGAGCCGAGAGGAGGCGGGAUGUGGGAGCGGAGCCUCAGCGCCUGAGCGCCCAGCCGGGGCCGCGCCCCCCGCCCCCCGCCCCAGGCCUCUCCCCACCCAUUUCCCGGGCCUCGCUGCGCUGAGCGGAGCGGGCCGGUGAGGAGACGCCCCCGUCCCGCCCCGCCUUCCAGGGGAGCCCCCCUCGGAGACGUCGCCCCGCCCCGCCCCUCCCGGGAGCCCCUUCCCCUAGCUGUCCGCAGCAGCCUCGGCUCUGGUCCUGAGUUCCUGGCUCUCCCCGCAGACUCCCUCCCCCCCCCCCCAGCCGUCCCCCGAUAGGGAACCCCAGCACUCCUCCGGUCUCCCUGGAAAGACUCGCCUCUCCCCCUUGUUUCCUCAAAGACCUGCCCUUUGUCCUAGACUGAGGUCUCACCUUCUUCGCACACAAGCUCUCACACUCUACCCCCCCCCGUCCAUCCCCCCUGCCCCCCAGCACCCUCUAGGCUCCUGAGACACCCCCCCCCCAUCUCCUUUCCCGAAAGAAUUGGAAAAUCCUUUUUAACUGUCCUCAGGGACUUGUCCUCUCUUUCCCCAGGCUAUCAUCAGAAACCCAUCCCAAAUCUCAGAAACUCUUCACUUUUCUCAGCACCUCCCCCCCCCCAAUCCCUUAGAAGAUCUGCUUUCCUCACAGGAAUCCCUCCUUCCCAUAACUGACUUUUUUCCCCACCAGAUUCCCCCAAAAAACCACUUCAACUUGGGGAAUUUCUCCUUUUCUAGCAAGGACAGCCUUCUCCCAUAAUAGCUUCCUCAGUGGGGAUACUUAAGAUACAUUCUUCUAAAAAAACCCUCCCUCCUAGGGUUUUCACUCUAGAAAUCUAACCCUUUUUUUUCAUUUUUUUUUCUUUAAUUGAGGAAUUUUCUAAGGGACCUGAGUGGCAGCUAUCAUAGAGAACCCUUCUCACCCCACCUCCUACAAGGGAACCUAGCACUUCACAGGGACUUCUCUAGGUCUGCCCUCCUGGGAUCUAAGAUUUUUUUGUGGGCAUCUUCUUCAAAGAUCAUUCCCUCACAAUUUCUUUCUUCCCCACCACCUAUCAGGUGCUUUCAAGGGAACCUUUGAAUUUCUACCAGGGGUUUCUUGACCCCAGUCCCUUCCUCUGGCCCCAGUGUUCAUCUCAUAGGGUCCAUUUCCCUGCCGGCUCAGGCCUGGCCCCCACCUGCCCUCCCGCAUGCAGCCCCGAGCUCCCUCGAAGCCCCCUGCCUCCCAGUCCCUCGUCAGAGGCUGCCCAGGGCACCUGUGCCCAAGGCAGUGCCAUCACCAGACCUUGCUGAUCCUGGCCUGGCCUCACCUUCCUGCUCCUCGAUAAGAGAGGCCAGGGGCUCCUGCUUGUUGCCCCCAGCUCCUAUUCUCUGCCUCUCUCCUGAUGCCUCCUGCCCAGACCUGCUUGGUUUUGGCUCCUGUAAUCCUUGUCUAGGGGCCCCUUGUCCUAAGCCUCUUUGACCUUCCCUUGCCUGCUGGAGCCCCCCUGCUCUCUUCCCUCUUCUCCAUCCUGGGGGAGGGGAACCUUCCUGAGGCACCAUGCUGAAGUGCAUCCCCUUGUGGCGGUGUAACCGGCACGUGGAGUCAGUGGAUAAGCGGCACUGCUCACUGCAGGCCGUUCCAGAAGAGAUCUAUCGAUACAGCCGCAGUCUGGAGGAGCUGCUGCUUGACGCCAACCAGCUGAGAGAGCUGCCUAAGCCUUUCUUCCGAUUGCUGAAUCUUAGAAAAUUGGGCCUGAGUGACAAUGAGAUUCAGAGGCUGCCACCUGAGGUGGCCAACUUCAUGCAGCUGGUGGAGCUUGAUGUCUCCCGAAAUGAUAUCCCCGAGAUACCUGAGAGCAUCAAGUUUUGCAAAGCCCUGGAGAUUGCAGACUUCAGUGGGAACCCCUUAUCCAGGCUCCCUGAUGGCUUCACCCAGUUGCGCAGCUUAGCUCAUCUUGCCCUAAAUGACGUGUCUCUCCAGGUGCUGCCAGGAGAUGUGGGCAAUUUGGCUAACUUGGUGACGUUAGAGCUACGGGAGAAUCUGUUAAAGUCCCUUCCCACGUCCCUGUCCUUCCUUGUCAAACUGGAACAAUUGGAUCUAGGUGGCAAUGACUUGGAAGUACUGCCAGACACUCUGGGAGCCCUUCCUAAUUUGCGAGAGCUGUGGCUGGACCGAAAUCAGCUGUCUACACUGCCUCCGGAGUUGGGGAACCUUCGGCGCUUGGUGUGCCUGGAUGUGUCUGAGAACAAACUAGAGCAGCUGCCAGCUGAGGUCAGUGGGCUGACCCUGCUCACGGACCUUUUACUGUCUCAGAACCUGCUGGAGAGGCUCCCAGAUGGCAUUGGUCAGUUGAAACAGCUCUCUAUUCUGAAGGUGGAUCAGAACCGGCUUUGUGAAGUUACUGAGGCCAUUGGAGAGUGUGAGAACCUAUCAGAGCUCAUUCUCACUGAGAACAUGCUGACGGCACUUCCCCGGUCCUUGGGGAAGCUAACCAAACUGACUAACCUGAAUGUGGACCGAAACCGGUUAGGAACACUCCCUGCCGAGGUUGGUGGCUGUACCAGUCUGAAUGUGCUUUCCCUUCGUGACAAUCGCCUGGCUUCUCUGCCCCCCGAACUGGCUGGCACCACGGAGCUACAUGUACUGGAUGUGGCAGGGAACCGGCUGCAGAGUUUGCCCUUCGCCCUCACCCACCUCAACUUGAAGGCCCUGUGGCUGGCAGAGAACCAGGCUCAGCCCAUGCUCAAGUUCCAAACAGAGGAUGAUCAGAAGACUGGGGAGAAGGUGCUCACCUGCUACCUGUUGCCCCAGCAGCCCUCACCUAGCCUUGACACCCUGCUGCAAAGCAGCCUGGAUGAGAGCUGGAGUGGCAGCCAUAGUCAUGUCAACCGGGUCAGCGUGAUCCAAUUCUUGGAGGAGCCUGUGGGAAUAGAGGAUGAGGAGCCUGGGGCAGAGAAGAGGGGUCUACAGCGAAGAGCUACUCCCCACCCCAGUGAGUUGAAGGUUAUGAAGAAAGUGAUUGAGGAUCGACGUAAUGAGGCCUACACAGCAAAGCCUGAUUCAGAGCAGAUGUUGCCCACUGAGGAGGAAAAGAGGCUGAGCUCUCAGUCCCACCAGAGCAUGGACUCCCACAUGUCCACUAGCACAGCCUCAGCUGGCUUCCUGGAAGAGGAAGAGGAAGAGGCGGAGCAGAAGCAGGGGCAAACAUCCGAAAGGGAGACAAGUCACAGAGCCAAUGAGGAGGAGGAGGAGAUUGUGGAGGCUGGCCAUGAGGAGGAAGUGGAGGAGGAAUAUGAGGAGCCCACCGUGCACUUUGCAGAGGACACACUGGUACGGAGUGAAGAUGAGGAUGAAGCUGAGGAACUUCGGCCCCCACCUGGGGAAAGACAAAGGCUGAUCCGGAAAGAUACUCCCCAUUACAAGAAGCACUUUAAGAUCACCAAGCUGCCCAGGCCUGAGGCUGUGGUGGCCUUGCUUCAGGGCCUGUCAGGGGAUGGAGAUGGGGAGCUAGCCCCAACAGCAUGUAGCAAUGGCCCCCAUACUCCACAUGAGCAGCGGCCUCUCCCUUGGGGCCAGCAUGCUGAAAUGAACAAGGAAGAGGACAAUGAACCUGAUGAAGAGAAGAAUGGGGCAGUGGCUGCCCCACCUUCUGUCAAGGGGGUGUCGUUUGACCAGGCCAAUAACCUGCUGAUAGAGCCUGCUCGCAUUGAGGAGGAAGAGCUGACACUAACAAUCCUGCGGCAGACAGGUGGCCUGGGGAUCAGCAUCGCAGGGGGGAAGGGCUCCACCCCAUACAAGGGAGACGACGAGGGCAUAUUCAUCUCUCGAGUGUCAGAGGAAGGUCCUGCAGCCCGGGCUGGGGUUCGAGUAGGGGACAAACUACUAGAGGUGAAUGGGGUAACCCUACAAGGGGCUGAACACCACGAGGCAGUGGAGGCGCUUAGGGGUGCAGGUGGGGCUGUAUUGAUGAGAGUCUGGCGAGAACGGAUGGUGGAGCCAGAGAAUGCCAUCACAGUCACUCCUUUGCGUCCCGAGGAUGACUACAGUCCUCGGGAGAGGCGGGGCAGUGCCCUUCGUCUGCCAGAGCCUUCUAGCCCCUCUGGCCCUCCUCGACAACGCCAUACUACCUUCCUAGUCAGAAGUGAAAGAGGCCUUGGUUUCAGCAUUGCUGGUGGCAAAGGCUCCACACCCUACCGAGCUGGAGAUGGGGGAAUCUUCAUCUCAAGGAUUGCUGAAGGUGGGGCUGCCCACCGGGCAGGCACAGUACAGGUUGGGGACCGAGUAAUCUCAAUCAAUGGGGUAGACAUGACAGAGGCCAGACAUGACCAGGCAGUCGCACUGCUUACUGCUGCCUCCCCCACCAUCACGUUGCUGCUGGAACGAGAGGCUGAUGGGCCUCUCACCCCUGCCCCACCACUCAGCUCCCCUCUACCCCCCAGUCCUGUCACACCCAUGGCAGUUGGGGAGCCUGGGCCCCCUCCUAGCCUCAUGGCCAACACUCUAGAAGGACCAUAUCCUGUGGAGGAAAUCUGUCUGGUGAAAGCUGGUGGGCCUCUGGGGCUGAGUAUUGUUGGAGGCUCCGACCAUUCCAGCCACCCAUUUGGGAUCCAGGAGCCUGGUGUGUUCAUCUCUAAGGUGCUUCCUCGGGGAUUGGCUGCUCGAAGUGGGCUGCGUGUGGGUGAUCGAAUUCUGGCAGUAAAUGGGCAAGAUGUUCGGAUGGCUACACACCAGGAGGCUGUGAAUGCCCUACUCAGCCCUGCCCCUGAGUUGUGCCUGCUGGUGCGGAGGGAUCCUCCCCCACCGGGCAUGAAGGAAAUCUGCAUUGAAAAGGCCCCUGGCGAGAAGCUGGGGAUCAGCAUACGAGGUGGGGCCAAAGGUCAUGCUGGGAACCCCUUUGACCCCACGGAUGAAGGUGUCUUCAUCUCCAAGGUAAGCCCAGCAGGAGCUGCGGGGCGAGAUGGCCGUCUCCGAGUGGGGAUGCGGCUCCUCGAAGUGAAUCAGCAGAGUCUGUUGGGCCUGACACACACUGAGGCCGUGCAGUUACUCCGUGGCGUCGGAGACACCCUUACAGUGCUUGUCUGUGAUGGCUUUGACCCCGUUGCUGCUGCCGCUCUUGAGAUGUCCCCAGGUGUCAUUGCCAACCCCUUCGCUGCUGGUAUUGGGCGCAAAAACAGCCUGGAGAGUAUCUCAUCCAUUGACCGAGAUGUGAGCCCUGAAGACCUGGAAAAGAAUCUUAGUCCAGAACCCCUGAGGCUGGAUUACCGAACCCUGGCUGCUCUGCCUGGGAGCAACAGUAUCCAGAGGAUCAAUUCCAGGCUCCAGUUUUCUUCUCUCCUGCGUGACAAUCUCUGGGAGCCCAAGCCCAGCGCGAUGGACAGAGCCCCAGCAGGCCUGCACAGAGCUGAGGGCAGCUCAGAGGUCUCAGCCUUGACCCAACCUAGCAAGGGCCCCACUGGGUUUACCCCAGUCAUGGGUGCCUCCCCAAGAAGUCCAGAAGAUCCUUUGGGGGAGGGGGAGAGUCUGGUGGAUUCCAAGUCCAUUCCGUUUGGGGAGAACCCUUUUGUGCUGGCCAACCGGGGAACAUCAUGCCUAGGGGGCCCUCCCCUGGGAUAUGGCCAGGGAGGGGUGCUGAAGACCAGCCUCUGCAUCCCCAAGGUUUCUCCAGGGGCCUUAGGAAACCCUCUUGAUGCCCCCCGCUCUCCCAGUAGCCAGCAGCCACCUGCCUCCCCCCGACCCUUCCACCUGGUGGGCAGGGAGACCCGCUUUGCCUCCAUCAGCUUCCUGCCUUCCCAGGAGGAGCACAAAUCCACUAAACCUGGGGUAAUCCAGCCUCGGCCAUGGCCAGUGGGAUCCACCGCAUCUGGCGGUAGAGACAGCCCCAACCCUUUCCAGUCUUCACCCCUGUCCCGGGCCUACAGCCCCAACUCCCCUCGUACCUGUCCUCCUUCUCCACCCUCCCCCAGUGAGUUCCCUGUCAAUGUUAAGCAGGCCUACAGGACUUUUGCAGCUGUGCCCCCCCCUCACCCUCUGACAGAGGCUCAGGUGGUACCUCCUGGUAGUGCAGCCAGCCCAGAACAGUUGUCUUUCCGUGAGAGACAGAAAUACUUUGAGCUGGAGGUGAGGCCUCCCCAGGCUGAUGGCCCACCAAAGAGGGUGUCCCUGGUUGGGGAGGAUGACCUGAAGAAGAUGAAGGAAGAAGAAGCACGGAAGCUACAGCAGAAACGAGCCCUACUUCUUCAGGAAGAGGAAGAAGAGGAGGCAGAGGAAGUUGUAGUCACUGCCCCUGCCCCAGUGGAGGGUCUGGAGUCCCUGGGAGAACAAAAGAGCUGCCUCCCUCAAACUGAGCCCCCCAAUUCCCAAAGGAACUCACUGGAAGAAGGAUCCCAACAAGAGCCACGGCCCAACUGCCCAGCUCGGCUGAGCCCCAUGUCAUUGGGGGGCGGGGAAUUGGGAGCCCCAGUCCGGACAGCUAAGGCUGAACGACGGCAGCAGGAACGGUUGCGCAUGCAGAGUCCAGAACUCCUGAGUGGGCCCGAACGGGAGCUAUCCCCAGCUGAACGACGAGCUCUGGAGGCAGAGAAGAGGGCACUCUGGCGGGCAGCCAGACCCUCAGCUCUGGACGACAGCCUUAGGGACUACGAGCAGGACCUGGCCCGUAGACUCUACCGGGCCCGCCAGCAGGGGCUUCCGCUCAGACCCACCCCCCGAGUUGGGCCAGGAAGUCCUGCCCCAAGGAUGAAGUCUCUGGAACAGGAUGCCCUACGAGCCCAGAUGGUCAUCGCCAAAUCUCAAGAAGGAAGGGGAAAACGGAGCCCCCUUGGCCAGCUGACAGAGGCCCCUUCACCUGCACCCACUCCCUCACCGACGCCACUUGAAGAUCUUAGCCCCAGGAUCGUCACCUCACCUGGCAGGCUGUCCUUGUCUGAAAAGAAGUUUGACUACCGGGAAUUUGCUGCUCUUCCUUCUUCCAGGCCUGUAUAUGACAUCCAGUCUCCAGGUUUGCCAGAGGAGCUGAACUACCUGGAGGACAGCCUCAGUCCUGGCCUCCAGGAAGAGGAUGGAGAGGUGGAGCAAGUGUUGCUGGGCCCCCCUGGACCCAGUCCUACAGCCCUGGAGGAAGUAACUCUUUGCAGCAACCGUCGAAAACUUCGGCAUGAACGUCGUGGCCUGGACCCUGUGCCCUCCUAGGCCCCCUAAAGGGGAGAAGGAUUGGGGGAGGGCCCUGGACCCUGUGUGCUCUUAGGCCCUCCAGAAGGGGAGAGGAACCUGAACUCGUGCCCUCCAAAAAUCCCAAGAGGUUUAAGGGGAGUAGCGGGGACCUCUUGGCCCCAUAGACUGCUGGAGUAGGGAGAAGGAAAGGGUCUAGAUCCCAUGCUCUCCUAGACUCCCAGAGCAUACUUUCUUCCCCUAUCCCCACUGAAGGAGCUUACAGAUGUUGGGAAGUUUGUAAAUUGUGUCUAGGGAAUGAGAGAGCAAAAGUCUGUACCCUAACACCAGCCACACUGUGCUGGCCCCUUCCUCCGUGUCUAAUCUGGUGUGUAAGGGAACCAGCCAGUGGUGGGGUCACACUGGAUGCUGCUUUGCUUGGGCUCCAUAUUUGACCCCAAGGGUAAGGAUGAGCAGAUUCAGCCCCCAGCCUCCAGACCUUUCUGGAUUCCCUUCUCCAGCUGUGGCUGUCCCUUUGAGCUGAAUCAAUGGUGACCCCCUAGCCCCAUGAAACUGGAUCAUUUUAAUGGAAUUUUGGUCUCCCUUUGAUUGGGGGUGGUGGUGGGGCAGGCAUUUAUCACAAAUCAUUGUUCAUUGCUCCCCCUCCCCACUCCCCUCAUCCCUGGGAGCUUUUUCUAACUCGGUUUUAGCAUUUUAACUCAAACUGUUGGGAGCCCCGGCUCAGCUUCAGUAACUAACUUGUGUGUCUUCCCUCACCCCCCCCCCACCUUCUCUCCUCCCCUCCCCCCCCCCAAAAAACAAACCUGGUACUGGGCGUGUCACACGCCAGGGAAGCUAGCAUCAAGACUGUAACUAGUGACAUUUGUACAACCAAAGAAAUCUAUUUUGUGGUUUAAGGAUAAUAAAGUUUACUUUACAUUUUA
Messenger RNA from Dromiciops gliroides (monito del monte), 8230 nucleotides. It is a transcript of the gene SCRIB, whose product is annotated as scribble planar cell polarity protein. Gene Ontology annotation, cellular component: adherens junction; postsynaptic density; postsynaptic membrane. The record is from RefSeq and is a predicted model, not a curated record. Gene Ontology annotation, molecular function: protein binding. Lineage: Eukaryota; Metazoa; Chordata; Mammalia; Microbiotheria; Microbiotheriidae. The coding region runs from base 1698 to 7328 and encodes 1876 amino acids. Gene Ontology annotation, biological process: neurotransmitter receptor transport postsynaptic membrane to endosome; neurotransmitter receptor transport, endosome to postsynaptic membrane. The transcript has 43 exons.